Messenger RNA from Homalodisca vitripennis (glassy-winged sharpshooter), 1129 nucleotides. Its product is annotated as trypsin-1-like. Gene Ontology annotation, molecular function: serine-type endopeptidase activity. The record is from RefSeq and is a predicted model, not a curated record. The transcript has 7 exons. Gene Ontology annotation, biological process: proteolysis. Lineage: Eukaryota; Metazoa; Arthropoda; Insecta; Hemiptera; Cicadellidae. The coding region runs from base 97 to 894 and encodes 265 amino acids.
UUAGUUAAAAUUUGAGUUUAUCUAGUGUUAUCAAAGACAACAGCUUCAGUAGGUUCACAACAUCUUUACAAAGCUCAAGCAAAAUACACUGUUAUCAUGAGUCAUACAAUAUAUAUCUUUGUUCUUGUACUGACAAGUCAAACAUGUCUGUUGGUCAAUGGGAGGAGUGGAGUAAAUCCUCAACUGAGGAUUAUCAAUGGCAGCAAUGCUGGGGUUGGUGAAUUCCCAUUCAUGUGUGCUCUAUACUACAGAGGCUACUUCACCUGUGGUGCAGCUAUUCUAUCAGAGGAGUGGAUUCUUACUGCUGCACAUUGUGUCUAUGACCGAGAUGAAAGUGAGUUUUCAGUACUGACAGGCACUAAUGAUCUUUUGGACCCAAAUGGAACAGAAACUUAUGUCAGUCAAGUCAUUAUUCAUGAAAACUACAAAAAUACUGUUAACCAAGUGGAUGAUAUUGCUUUACUAAAAUUGACUGUGGCGCUAGAGUUUGACAACUUGACCCAACCAGUAACUCUUUCUCACCCCAAUGGAGAUCCUCCAACCAACAGUGCAGUGGUUGUCAUGGGCUGGGGUGCCAACAAGUAUAAGGGCAACCCAAUGCAGUAUUUACAGAAAGCUAUGAUAGAUCUGUACAGUAACCCAGUCUGUCAAUCUAUAUACGAACCUUAUGGCAUCAAUAUCUUGUCUACCAACUUGUGUGCAGGAACUCCUGAAGGAGGAGUAGGACAAUGCACUGGAGACUCCGGUGGCCCAGUGGUGAUAGAAGGAUCUCCUUCUGUACAAAUUGGGAUAGUUUCCUUCUCUGCCAAGCCAUGUGGGAUUAAGGGCUUUCCUGGAGUCAACACUAGGGUAUCACAGUUUAUAGACUGGAUCAAAAACAAAACUGAUCUCUGAAUGGAAAAACUGAAUCAAUGAUGUCAAACAAGAAACAAGAUGCUCGCGUAAAUGCAAGGGAUAACUUGUAAUUAACUUGACAAGAGAGAGCUUGAUUUUGUUAUUACUUAAUUUAGUUCCUUAUUAUGAACUGUGGUAUUAAUGACAAUUGUACCUGAGUUUUUAUCUAAUAUAGUAGCUUCAUAAGUAACAAAUUUUCUUUGAUUUUUACAUAAAAUAAACUCAUUUACAUAUA